This is a messenger RNA of Naegleria gruberi, 453 nucleotides long. RefSeq lists its product as uncharacterized. The transcript has a single exon. The coding region runs from base 1 to 453 and encodes 150 amino acids. Lineage: Eukaryota; Heterolobosea; Eutetramitea; Acrasida; Naegleriidae. The record is from RefSeq and is a predicted model, not a curated record.
AUGAUUGCUGACAUUGUCAGGGCAAAGGAAGAAGUAGAAGAGAGAAAACUUGCUGAGCAACGACAAAUUGAACAAGCUCUCCAAAAGAAAAAAGAAGAAGAACGAAUUAAACAAGAAGAAUUAAGGAAAGAACUGGCAAAAGUCAAAGUUCCAGUAACUAAUAGAAAAAAUCAUUUUUCUAAUAGAAUGCAAUCGAGAAAGGAGCAAUUUUUGAAUCAAUCGGAAGAUAAGGAGAAUUGUUCCCCUCAACAAGUUGAAACAAAUCAACCAACAGUUUCGAAAAAUGUUCAAAGUCUCGAUGUUAUGGAAACCAUUUCGAAUAAGGUUGUUCUAAGAGAAAGACCAAGAAGAAAUACAACACCAAUCAUGAUGAGACCACAAGCUCUAUUAGAUAAUUCUAUACCUGCAUCUCCUCGUUCAUUAUUCCCUCGCCAAACACAACAAGUUUCAUAA